AUGGAUGUGGCUAAUGCACCUAUACGAACGGCAGAGCAACGUAAUGAACUACUUGCCCUGCCCAGGACCCUGGCAGAACUGGAGCAAAAAAUUCAAGAGGUAGCGGAUGAGGUUGGAAACAAUGAAUUACUGAAUGUUAGGCGAGGCACAGAUAACCGAUUGAAGGCUGUGGUUACUGUGCAGGUUGCUUUAGGAUUUUUGUACGAGGCAAAAUUUGGUGCGGAACAACAACAAGUAGAUGCUGCAAGGAGAACCAAGGUUGUCAAUACAACCAAGCAGUACAUGGAAGGUAGUGCGGCAGGCGAUGGUGACUUGAUACUUCGGUGGCAACAAAUGGUCGGUCGCACUGCUGAUACUUGGCAAGCAAUACUGGGAGUCCCCAUUUUUUGGGCAGAGGAGGAGGAUGAGCAACUUGAAGACGAGGAAGAGAUGGAUUGGUGUGGCGAUAUUUUUGAAUAUGAAUAUGAAUAUUAUUAG
Molecule: messenger RNA, 477 nt
Organism: Melampsora larici-populina 98AG31
Lineage: Eukaryota; Fungi; Basidiomycota; Pucciniomycetes; Pucciniales; Melampsoraceae
Exons: 3
Coding region: 1-477 (158 amino acids)
Source: RefSeq, a predicted model, not a curated record